AUGGCCCGCUCAAGAGGCUCCGUUGAUAAUACAACUACCUAUCUGAGUGUCAAUCACCGUGAAUUGAAGAUGUCGAACGGGAACCAUAGUCCUACAAUACUCACGCCAGCGACCUCCGUUGCCCCAAGCACAACCGGUGUAAGCGACAAGCCGAAGCUGCCUCUUGCAGUGAGGAAGAAUGUCCGAGAUAAUUGGGAGGCCAAGCGAAGUGAACUAGAGGCUCGAUUGUCAUCAGUGCUUGGGACACCUUGGACUGCGGCGAUAGAUCCUGCCGAGCUCUUCAGCUUCGCUACUGGUAACCAGUAUGCGAGCCAGAAUAUGGGCGAGAUGAUCGCGGAAUACAUAUCUACAGCCACCGAUCGAGUUACGGAAUUCUCAGAGAAAUACGGCUCUGAUGGCAUCAGCGACCUGAACAACGUUGCGGGGCAACACACCAUCGGGAUCGCGCAUACAUCAAGAUCUGACGUGAACUACUCCGGAUGUGAGAUCAGUAAUGGAUGUCUAUUGCUCUUGUUCAAAGAUGACGGUCUCGGUGUCAAUAUUUACAGUGCUGCCGACGAUCUUGCCAUUGCCGUUGACAACGCCGAGGUUGUAGGAAAUGGUGGGGAUGUGACCAAGCUCGGUUUCCUCGCCCGCAGCUCUAUCAAGGCAGACUACGACCUCAAAAUCGACGAGGUCAAAGCCGACAUCCAAAAGACUCUUGAUCUGUCAGUCUUGGAACUCUCCCCUGGCUUUGAAGAGAAUUAUGCCAAAUUGGCUACAUACGAUGCCGCGAAGAACUAUGAUUUUCCGAGAGACUUCAAGGAAGUAUUCGGCGAUUAUGUCUUUCAGUAUUUUGAAGGGUUCGCAGAGGCGCUGAAGGAUAGCGGGUUUGCUGGUGAUGAUAUGAUGCAGGAGGGGUUCAAAGAAGCCGUGGAGAAGAAUGAGAUUGGAUUGCGAGUUGUCGACAAGCUUGAAAAGGGCGACUAUAACGAGUGCGUGAUUGAGAAUGGUGUGGUGUAUAUGCAGACGACGGCGGAAAAUUGGACGGUCAAUAUUCGAGAUCCAGCACGGAGGCUCAUCGACCUGCUGUGA
Bacidia gigantensis is the source of this 1074-nucleotide messenger RNA. RefSeq lists its product as uncharacterized. Bases 1 to 1074 code for a protein of 357 amino acids. NCBI's taxonomy places the organism in Eukaryota, Fungi, Ascomycota, Lecanoromycetes, Lecanorales, Ramalinaceae. The record is from RefSeq and is a predicted model, not a curated record. The transcript is spliced from 3 exons.